Molecule: messenger RNA, 4303 nt
Organism: Haliotis rubra (blacklip abalone)
Lineage: Eukaryota; Metazoa; Mollusca; Gastropoda; Lepetellida; Haliotidae
Product: polyunsaturated fatty acid lipoxygenase ALOX8-like
Exons: 15
Coding region: 1474-3540 (688 amino acids)
Biological process (GO): lipid oxidation
Molecular function (GO): metal ion binding; oxidoreductase activity, acting on single donors with incorporation of molecular oxygen, incorporation of two atoms of oxygen; protein binding
Source: RefSeq, a predicted model, not a curated record
UCACUGUUGGUUAAUAUCGUGGUGAGUUUUAUUAACAUCUGUAUAUCACCAGCUGUUGCCAUGGCAUGUGAGGGCUCACUGACAACAUGGGUAGAUCCAACAUCACGGCAAGCAAUGGAAAUUGGUCACAUUGAAAGCUUGCAACCAAUUUGUGAUUUAAUAGUGUUUUUCCCCCACUGCACAGAAGGCCUGGCAUUAUCCAGGGUGUGUCUCGAGUCUUCCUAGUCCGACUUGGAGCUGCUUAUGUGGGACCCUUCCGUUGAUGUGAGCAAACGAAAGAUAGUAUUGGACGUAUGUUAUGUUGUGUACAUAUUGUGGUUCCAAAGGAUGCGACUCGCUGCUACACAGAGACGGAUUUAGUUGCUCUUACUGUAAGUUGACUUACCUGUGGUGUGCCCGUCUGAACUCCAACAAUGACUUACCUGUAAUGUGCCCGUCUGAACUCCCAACAUUGACUAACCGUUAGUGUGCCUGUCUGAACUCCAACAUUGACUUACCUGUGGUGCGCCCGUCUGAACUCUAACAUUGCCUUACCUGUUGUGUGCCUGCCUGAACACCAACAUUGACUUACCUGUUGUGUGCCUGCCUGAACACCAACAUUGACUUACCUGUUGUGUAUCUGUCUGAACUCCAACAUUGACUUACGUUGUGUGCCUGUCUGAACUCCAACAUUGACUUACCUGUGGUGCGCCUGUCUGAACUCCAACAUUGACUUACCUGUGGUGUGCCUGUCUGAACUCCAACAUUGACUUACCUGUGGUGUGUCCGUCUGAACUCUAACAUUGCCUUACCUGUUGUGUGCCUGCCUGAACACCAACAUUGACUUACCUGUUGUGUAUCUGUCUGAACUCCAACAUUGACUAACCGUUAGUGUGCCUGUCUGAACUCCAACAUUGACUUACCUGUGGUGCGCCUGUCUGAACUCCAACAUUGACUUACCUGUUGUGUGCCUGUCUGAACUUCAACAUUGACUUACCUGUGGUGUGUCCGUCUGAACUCUAACAUUGCCUUACCUGUUGUGUGCCCGUCUGAAAUCCAACAUUGACUUACCUGCUGUGUGCCUGUCUGAACUCCAACAUUGACUUACCUGUUGUGUGUCUGUCUGAACUCCAACAUUUACUUACCUGUAGUGAGCCCAUCUGAACGCCAACGUUGACGUACCUGUAAUGUGCCCGUCUGAACUUACCUGUGGUGCGCCCAUCUCAACUCCAACAUUGACGUACCUGUUGUGUGCCCAUCUCAACUCCAACGUUAAUGCUUCCUCUGUUAUGUGACUGAGUUCAGACAGGGUCCUGCCGUAGCACGGUAAGGCUGUGACGUGUGGUAUCUGAAGUAAAGAAGGGUUCAGAUGAUUUCCAGUGAUCAUAUCAUAUACCUUUCACAGCUAUUUGUCCCUCUACACCUAACGCUAGUUGGUUUUGAGGACAGUCAAGACUGGGUAUUCUUUUACACUGACAUUCUGUAUUUAAUCAGAUGAAGUGUUGUUGCGGACGUAUACUGACGAUGUUCCGUGUGUGUGUGCAUGCUGUCGACGUCAAGGGCGAGGCAGGGACCGCCAGUCUUCACAUUAUACUCCAUGACGACUACGGGGAAGCGUCAGAGAAGGUGACUUUACACAACAUCCUUCAUGCCGACAUGACACCGGGGAGAGGACACAUGUUUGAGACCAACAUCCAAGUCAAGAAAGGCCUGUCCAAAGUGCUACGGAGACUGGAAUUGUGGCGGGACAAGAGCGAGCCACUCACUCAGUGGUUUGUGGAGAAGGUGGCACUGAGUGGACAUGGGACUCAGACUCUGUUUAUCUUUCCUAUCUUGAGAUGGUUGAAGGCGGACACUCACUACCUGUUCAAGAACGCGGACAUAUGUUGUCCCCCUCAAGAUGACCAGCUGCUUGAACAGAGGCAGAUUGAGCUGGAGGAGACGAGGCAAGUCUACACUGCUGUCGCCACAGAUCCGUCACUUCCGGUUAAGGCUGCAGGACUGCCGGACGAUGAAGUGUUUUCCAAUGAACUGAAGAACUCGUUUGACCUGGAGAGGGCGUUUGAGAAGUUGAAUGACAGACUGGCAUGCUGGAGUACGGACAGUUGGGACAGCAUCAACGACAUCGGUUGUCUCCAUCAGUCACUGGAUAUAGAAGAACCGCAGGGUGUCUCUCACUGGCAAGAAGACUGGUACUUCGGCCAGCAGCGUCUCUCUGGCUGUGACCCCACCCACAUCCGUCUCUGCACCCAGAUCCCUGACAAACUGGCUGUGACGGAAAGGAUGCUGUUGCCCAUGCUGGAGGACCACGACCUUGACAGCGUCAUUGUCGAGAAGAGGCUCUUCAUCAUUGACCACUAUCUCCUUCAUCACCUUCAGCAGUGCAAUGGAAGGGUGGUAUGUGCACCGAUUGCAUUGUUCCUCCUCAACUCAGAGAGUCAGCUUGUUCCCAUCGCCAUACAACUGUUCCAAGACCCGGGACUCAGGAACCCUGUGUUUUUCCCGAACGACCCCUGCGGUGUGUGGAGUUUGGCUAAGCAGUGGUUCAAUAACGCAGAAGCUCAGAUCCACCAGGCGUUGACCCACUUCACUGUGUGUCAUUCACUGAUGGAAGGUAUUUGUAUCAUGUCGCACCGCCACCUGGCGGAGAGCCACCCCAUCUUCAAACUCCUCGCACCGCACUUCCACCAACUCAUCACCAGCAACAAGUUGUGUAGAGAGCAUAUACUCCAGUCAGGCGGACCGAUGGACGCUGUAUUGAGCUGUGGGGCUGGGGGAAUGGACACCAUCAUCAGACGAGGGCUCCCUCUAUGGAGAAUGGAUGUGGAAGGGAGUUUACCGGAAGACUUGAAAGCUCGAGGGGUGUUUGGCAGCGAUGUCCUCCCUGGCUACCACUACAGGGACGACGGCCUUCUCAUCUACAACGCCAUCGUCGCUUACACCACGAAGUAUAUCAAUAUCUACUACGACUAUGAAGAAAAGAUCGGACAAGACUUUGAACUUCAGGCAUGGGCAUCCGAACUGACCAAAUCACGAGAAGAUGGUGGCUUAGGAAUAAACGGCGUGCCGGGUCAAGGUCGACUGUCAACCUACGAACACCUUGUCCAGGUCAUGGCAAGCGUCAUCUUCACGUGCACCGCUGGCCACGCAGCUGUGGGGGGUCGGGCUACAUGCGAGCAGUACGCCUUCCCCCCAUCAUACCCCACAUUUAUGAGGGGGGCACCACCCUCUGAAAAGAAAAAGACGAAACGCAGGGCUAUUAUUUUGGCGUUAUGUCUUCAGGGGCCUCGAGCCGAGCAGGACAUGCUUCAGACGCUGCCAGACCAGCACCAGUCUGCACUAGCCUCCAUUCUGAGUUCGAAUCUGUGCGGCGUUCUAAAAUGUCCACUAGGAGAGUCUCGUCUUCAGUAUAUCACGGAUCCUUCAGCCACAGAUAUAUGUCUCAAGUUUCAAGAAGAAUUGGAAGAGGCACGCUAUCUGAUCAACUGGCGCAACAAAAAGCGUGUUUGCCCCUACACGUGCCUGAACCCCAAGUCAAUUCCCAGCACACCUUUCUCGUAACACAUGUCUCAAGCGGCUCCAACUCGCUCUCUACACGUGUCUGGAUGUCAAGACGUCACCAACACUUCCAUCUCGUACCGCUGCCCCGCUCAUGCCUCCGCACGUGUCUGGACGUCUUUACGCUGGCUCGCUCCUGUCUCUACACGUAGCUGGACGCCUUUACGCUGGCUCGCUCCUGUCUCUACACGUGUCUGGAUGUCAAAAUUUAACCCAACACUUCCAUCUCGUACAGUAUCACCGUGCACGUCUGUGUCCGUAUCAUCACUGGAACUAGCAAACCUGUCAUCUGCAAACUAACGAAACACUGGGCCCAUGACAUCUGGUAGACGAGUUUCAGUGACGGAGGACGUGAAUCAAUAAUAAUGAUAGCAAAGAGUCAAUCGUUUCGGCCCCAAUGUCAUAUGUGUUCCAGUGAGAGGUAUCCGUUAUAGUGAGGUUCUGCUAUACGUUUGAAAGGAAACUGUCUAUUGUCUAAUGUUGAAACAACACCAUGAACAACGUUUGAGACGUGGAAAGCUGUUUCUGUGGUGAUGCUAUGAAACCCGAAAGCGGAAGGUUUCACGUGUAUCAUUUUGAGUUUCCAUAAUUCAGCAGCUACGUAUGUAGUCUGUAUAAUGAGUGAGGCAAGCCGUGGUGGUGCUUCAGUCGUACACAGCGCUACCACACCCACCCACAUCCCUAAAACACACUCACACAAACACACAGCGCUAUCACACCCACCCACACCCCUAAAACACACUCAAACACACAGCGCUAUCACACC